This is a messenger RNA of Daphnia pulex (common water flea), 2884 nucleotides long. Its product is annotated as importin subunit beta-1-like. Gene Ontology annotation, molecular function: small GTPase binding; nuclear import signal receptor activity. Lineage: Eukaryota; Metazoa; Arthropoda; Branchiopoda; Diplostraca; Daphniidae. The record is from RefSeq and is a predicted model, not a curated record. Gene Ontology annotation, biological process: protein import into nucleus. Gene Ontology annotation, cellular component: nucleus; cytoplasm. The transcript has 12 exons. Bases 143 to 2797 code for a protein of 884 amino acids.
UCGUUAGGCCUAUUCUGUGUCAUUUCAGAAUUCAGAUUUUAGUCAUGAGUUAUGUGUCGAUUUUUAGAUUUGACAUCUCAAAGCUACUCGUGCCGUACAGUUAUACAGUCACCGGCAGCCACAAGGCUCUAAUUGUAAAGAAAUGGCGAAUUCAUUGAAGUGUCUCAUCCAGUAUUUAGAACAAACUAUUUCACCAGACAAGAAUGUAUUGGCCGAAACCCAAUUGGCGUUGGAAAAGUAUGCUCAGGAUGAUAUGGGUCAAUUUAUUUCAAAUAUGUCAGUUGUAAUUGCUGAUCCAAACAACUCACCUAUUGCUCGUCAAGCUGCUGGUCUCCAACUGAAAAACUGUUUGACUGUUAAAGAUGUGACCCUGAAGAAAGAGUGUCUACAGAGAUGGUCAAAACUUGAAGAAGAAACUCGCAUGGCCGUGGUUGAGCGUUUGAUUUCGACCUUGGGAACAGAAAACAUUCAUCCAAGUUGUGCCGCCCAAUGUUUGGCUUACAUUGCGGUAGCUGAAAGUCUCUUCCCGGGAACACUACAGCCUUCUUCUGAGAUAACUUCUCUGGAGGAUUUGCUUUCUGAGCUUUGCGACGUGGUCGUUCAACCAGCAAAUGAACAUCGAAAAGAGGCAGCCUUAGAGGCCAUCGCCUUCAUUUGUCAAGAAAUUCACGUGCUCAUUUUGGUCAACUCUUACACGUCAAUCCUCCAUUCCAUACUAUUUUGUAUGGAGGACAGCAAAUCAACUACAAGAAUUCGUCUGGCAGCUGCUCGAGCUCUACUGAGUUCUCUGGAAUGCAUUUACCCGACAUUUGACACUGAGGAAGGUCGAGAUGCGAUCAUGCAAGUUGUCUGCGACGGCACACAAUCGUCUAGCGUUGAAGAAUCUCUGAUUUGGCUACAAGUAUUGGUAAAGAUUGGCUCAUGUUACUAUCAUCACUUGGAGAACUACAUGGAAUCGGCCAUUGUUCCAAUUACAUUAAAGGCGAUGGCAUCAACCGACUCGGAUAUUGCCUUACAAGGAAUGGAAUUUUGGUGCUCUGUUGCAGAGAUAGAGUUUAAUUUGGCGUCAGGUGCCUACGAUCCCGCACAUGAUGUUGUUCCAUCGUCCUGUUAUGCAGAAAAAGCAUUGCCUAAGUUAGUUCCAUCAUUGAUGUCGGCACUAGUUGGUUGGCAAGACGAUCCAAACGACAUCGACGAUUUUGAUGACUGGACACCAUUUAAGGGAGCUUGUUCGUGUCUGAUGCUUCUAGCUCAAUGCUGUUCAAAUACGGUUGCCACCUACGUUACACCAAAGAUCCUCUUUUAUACCACGAGAUCCGACUGGCGAUACCGCAAUGCAGCAUUGUGGACUAUUGGUUCCAUAUUAGAAGAACUGAAACCAGAGAAAGCUUUCUCUGAAAUUUCUCCCUUCAUGGCCAAUAUUUGGGAGUUAAUUUACGACAAAACGAGCGCUAAAGUUCGCUAUGCUGCUCAAGUCCUAAUGGGUCGAAUUUUUGAAUUUUGCCCAGCUUUAAUUCCUUCAGACCUUAGGAAACUAAUUAAAGGACUACUAGUACACUUGGAAGAUGAUGACCAUCGAGUAGCCGCAGCAGCUAGCAAAACUCUUUCGUUACUAGUCAGAGAAAUUUUCAAAAUAACAUCCGAAAAGAAAGAAGGUGGUACUCGACUGGUUGCGGCCUGGUUUCUACGCUACUACAAGAAAAUCGUUAAAAAACUCUUGGAAUGCUCUGGAAAGUUUCGCGAUUCUCAAAAAUGUGCUGCUCAAGAAGCGCUGGUGGACGUGCUCCUUAAUUCCCCUGAUGUCUGUUACGUAACCGUCAAAGGGACUAUCAAGACCUUGAUGGGACGGCUUCGCUAUGAGGUGGCGGGUAAAGGAGAUGAUUUCCCUUAUGCUAUGCUUUCGAGAGCUAUGAGGAAAUUGAAAGCAGAGGAGAUCCAAAUGCGCCACGACUUCAUGUGUAAAUUGAUGUCGCUUUUAACAUCCGAAGGUCCUCAAGGGGUGGUUAAGGAUAAAGAAGAUGUUUUCUUGGCUACUUCUACGACAAUUGCGCUAUUGCCUCAUGAUGAACUAAACGUGCACUUGCCCGCGAUGAUAGCUUAUUUCAAAUUGUCGGUUGAAUCACGUGACCCUUCCCCUACGGUAGUGAGUCUGAUAGGGGAUCUAUUUAGCGCGCUUGGGACCCAGAGUCUGCCGUACUUGGAUGGCUUCUGUUUGAAUUUAUUUGAUUUACUAGCGCGAAACAAAAUCCCCACAAAAUUACGGUCGAGCUGCGUAGCUGCUUUAAUAGAUAUAGCUAACUCUGUAGGCGUGAAGAAUUUUUGGCCGUAUAUUGCUUACACGUUGACUCAACUUGAGUAUGCUUCCAGUAUUACCGUAAAAAAAGACCCCGAACACGAGGAGCUUCAAGAGAACAUGUUGCAACUCUACACCGCUCUUUUUGUUUUCAUCUGUGGUCAAGUGUCGGGACAGUCUAGCAAAAAGAAGAAGAACCAAGAGCUGAUUUCUCAACUUUCCCUGAUGGAGGAUUGCCUCACGGGAUUUUCAGAGUUGAUGUUGGCCAUCGUAGACGAAGAUGCCUCUGAUGCGAUCAUAAUCGCAAGUGCCGAACUCGUUGGCAUUAUAUUCCAGAAAUUGAGCUUUGACACUGCCAUGAAAUACCUGGAAUCCAACUUAAACCUCAAGUGGUUGGUCAGUGCUGCAGUACACCUCGCUGAUAAUUCACGUGAGUCAAAAGGCGAGUUCAGUGAGCCCAAGUUUGCAAUGUCAGCACUUGAAGCUUUUAACGCUGUUGAAUAAUGAUUAUAUUUUCCCCUUAUAUCAUGGAACCUGUAAAAGCAAAUAUUUAUUUAUCGUGCCAUGAAAAAUAAAAUGAAGGCCAAAUUA